AAGAAUAUGAGAGCAUAGGUUGGAAUCCUCUCAAGUCUCAACGGAUAUCCAAACACAGUCAUAGUCCCUCCAUUAAUAGUUUUGUUGAACUUUACAAACAAAAGUGAUUAUGUGGCUGUCAGAAAAAAACAAAGUGAUUAUGUGAGUAACAAGUCAAGUAAUUGACAUAGCAUUCUACAAUUUUUACAAAGAAAAACAGUUCGGAACAACAAUUUAGUGCCCUAGCUAAGACCUAACCCGUCAACUGCUACCUCUCCGCUGACCGUUUGCCCACCCACCGGCCACCGCCCUUCGCCGUCGACCCACCGGGGAGAUUAAGUAGGAGCUUGUUUGGAUGGGGGGUGAAACAGGGAAGUCGUUUGGUUUGGGAUGUGACCCAGUGGUAGGAUCAUUAUCUUCUUCGAAGAAGAGAGAAUACAGAGUCACCAAUCGCCUCCAAGAGGGAAAGCGCCCUCUGUAUGCUAUAGUUUUCAACUUCAUUGACUCCCGCUACUUCAAUGUUUUUGCCACAGUUGGUGGCAAUAGGGUUACUGUUUAUCAAUGUCUUGAAGGAGGAGUUAUUGCUGUUUUGCAAUCUUAUGUAGAUGAAGAUAAGGACGAGUCUUUUUACACAGUGAGUUGGGCAUGCAAUGUUGAUGGGACUCCAUAUGUUGUGGCUGGAGGAAUCAAUGGGGUAAUCCGAGUCAUUGAUGCUGGCAAUGAGAAGAUACACAAGAGUUUUGUUGGCCAUGGAGACUCUGUAAAUGAAAUCAGAACUCAAACAUUAAAACCAUCACUUGUGAUAUCUGCAAGCAAAGAUGAAUCUGUCCGGUUAUGGAAUGUUCAUACCGGAGUAUGCAUUUUGAUAUUUGCUGGAGCUGGUGGACAUCGUAAUGAAGUCUUAAGUGUUGAUUUUCAUCCAUCAGAUAUAUAUCGCAUUGCUAGCUGUGGCAUGGAUAAUACUGUAAAAAUAUGGUCUAUGAAGGAGUUCUGGACAUAUGUAGAAAAAUCAUUCACAUGGACAGAUCUUCCCUCUAAGUUUCCCACAAAAUAUGUCCAGUUUCCUGUAUACAAUGCUUCAGUUCAUUUAAAUUAUGUUGACUGUAAUAGAUGGCUGGGUGAUUUUAUCCUCUCAAAGAGUGUUGACAAUGAAAUUGUCUUGUGGGAACCUAAAGUGAAAGAACAAACACCGGGGGAGGGUGUAGUUGACGUCCUUCAGAAAUACCCUGUUCCCGAGUGUGAUAUAUGGUUCAUCAAGUUUUCUUGUGAUUUCCAUUUCAACAUGAUUGCAGUAGGUAAUAGGGAAGGGAAGAUUUUUAUUUGGGAGUUGCAGUCAAGUCCUCCUGUACUUAUUGCCAGGUUGUCACACCCUCAGUCAAAAUCUCCAAUCAGGCAGACUGCUACGUCCUUUGAUGGAAGUACUAUACUGAGUUGCUGUGAGGAUGGUACAAUAUGGCGCUGGGAUGAUGUUACAAACUCCUCCUCAACCUAACUUAUCUGUUAUACCAAUCUGAUGUACCUAUAUCACUGAUUAAAUCAUUAGUUUAGCUUGUGAAUCCAUGAAUGCUUCCUCAAGCAAAGUUAAAUGUUGUUCCGAAGUUAUGUGUGAUUCCUAUAUCUCGUUUCUGACAUUGGGCAAAGGAGAAAGCCCUCUACUACUGUAUCUACUAUGUACUGACCUUUUCAGAAGAGAAAAUAUUGUCAAUGUCUUCACUUCCUGGAAAUCAUCA
Messenger RNA from Cajanus cajan (pigeon pea), 1709 nucleotides. The record is from RefSeq and is a predicted model, not a curated record. NCBI's taxonomy places the organism in Eukaryota, Viridiplantae, Streptophyta, Magnoliopsida, Fabales, Fabaceae.